Caenorhabditis angaria is the source of this 2775-nucleotide messenger RNA. Lineage: Eukaryota; Metazoa; Nematoda; Chromadorea; Rhabditida; Rhabditidae. The record is from the annotation of a GenBank genome assembly.
AUGCGAUUACGUCAAAACCUGAAACCGCUUCGAAAAAGCGCGGGAAGUUCGCGUAACUCGAGUUUUUCCGGAUUAACCAUCAACGAAUUGCCGGAUGAUGUGAUUUUGAUGGUUUUUUCGUUUUUGUCGCCCAAAUAUUUGGCACAAGCUGGAGGGUUGGUUUUUGAAAAAAUCGAUAAUUUAAUAGACCUCAAGUUCCCUUUUUAGAACCUGCCCACGUUGGUAUAAUCUGAGCAAUCAUCCGAUUUUGUGGAAGGAUGUGUAUUUUAUUGCGUCGGAUCGAUUGGCGCUUCGACAAUUGGCAAUGUUUGCGUCAAGUCGAGUUGCGCAGCUUGUUGAAAGCUUGACGUGGGUUUUUGAGGGGGGGUCUAUAGGGGCUGCUGCUUGAGAAAUAGGGUUUCUAGGCGUCACUCCCUGACAGCGUGUAUUUCAAGGAGCUGAUUUUUGAGAAAUAGACUCUCUAGGCUUGGAUAUUUGGUUUUUAAAAUUUCAAGGCGCGAGUCCUUGACAGCGUGUAUUUCAAGACGCGACUGCUUGGCAUAGAAGUUCUGCUGCUUGAAAAUCGAAUUUUCUAGGCGCAGCUGCUUUAGAAACAGUUUCUCUAGGCUUGGAUUCUUGGCAAUUGAAUUUUCUAGGAGCUGAUGCUUGUAAACCGAAUUUUCUGGGCGCAGCUGCUUGAGAAGUAGACUCUAUAGCCGCGGUUACUUGAGAAACAGUCUCUCAAGGCGCUGCUGCUUGAGAAGUGGGAUCUCUAGGCGCGACUACUUGACAUAAAAGUUCUCUAGACGCUGAUCCUUGAUCAUUGCAUUUUCUAGGCGUGGCUACUUGACACUUCUAUUCUAUAGGCGCUACUGUUUGAGAAGUAGGCUGUCUAGGCGAGGCUAUUUGAAAACUAGAAUUUCUAGGCGCGGCUCCUUGACUCGUCGAUUGUCUAGGCGAGGCUCCUUGACGAUUGAAUUCUCUAGGCGCGGCUGCUUGACAGCGUGUGUAUCAAGGAGCUGCUGCUUGAGAAACAUACUCUCUAGGCGUGACUCCUUGAGAAACAUGCUCUCUAGACGCUGAUCCUUGAAAAUCGAAUUUUCUAGGCGCGGCUGCUUGAGAAGUAGACUCUAUAGCCGCGGUUACUUGAGAAACAGUCUCUCAAGGCGCUGCUGCUUGAGAAGUGGGAUCUCUAGGCGCGGUACCUUGACAUAAAAGUUCUCUAGACGCUGAUCCUUGAUCAUUGCAUUUUCUAGGCGUGGCUACUUGACACUUCUAUUCUAUAGGCGCUACUGUUUGAGAAGUAGGCUGUCUAGGCGAGGCUAUUUGAAAACUAGAAUUUCUAGGCGCGGCUCCUUGACUCGUCGAUUGUCUAGGCGAGGCUCCUUGACGAUUGAAUUCUCUAGGCGCGGCUGCUUGACAGCGUGUGUAUCAAGGAGCUGCUGCUUGAGAAACAUACUCUCUAGGCGUGACUCCUUGAGAAACAUGCUCUCUAGACGCUGAUCCUUGAAAAUCGAAUUUUCUAGGCGCGGCUGCUUGAGAAAUAGACUUUCUAAGCUUGGAUACUUGGCUUAUAAACUUUCAAGGCGCAGGUCCUAGACUAUAAGGUUAUUUAGGCCCUGAUCCUUAACAUUUCGAUUCUCUAAACGCGACUGCUUGAGAACUAUACCCUCAAGGCGCGGCUCCUAGACAACCAAAAAAUCCCCAUAUUUUCAGCCUAGAAGGAUAUAUAAUCCGAAGUUCCUCAACAGCACAAAAAUCAACAAAUGUUCUCUCAAAACCGGUUUUGGAGAAAAUCUCAAGAAAUUUGGUGAAUUUGACAAGUUUACGAGUGGAAAAUGCGAAUAUUUCAAAUGUCAAUUUGUCAAUGUUUCCUAGAAGGUUAGUCUGGAUUUUCAGAUUUUUUUUAGAAAAUAAUUUCUGAAAUUAAUUUCAGACUGGAGCAUUUGUCAAUUUAUUCCUGCAUAAUCGAUGAAAAAUUCGCGAGUUCUGAAAAUUCGAACAAAAAUCGAUUUUGUUCGCGAUUUUUUCGCAAUUUGAAAUCUCUCGACUUCGCCUAUGUUCAUAAAUUGGAUGGAAAAUUGUCGGAUUCGAUUCGAAAUUUUACUGUAAGCCUAAAAUACCUUGAAAUUUAAAAUCUUUUAAUUUUCAGUGGCUCGAAGAGCUCGAUGUAACUCACUGUGUUCGCCUGACUAAAAAGGAGCUACUAAUUUGGGCAAAAAAUAUGCAGAAUUUAAGAAUUUUGAAUAUUUCCGAAUUGAGAAUCGUGGAUGAUGAGGUGUUUUUAGCGUUUGCAAGAUUGAGAAGGUUCGGUUUGGUUUUAAAUUUGAAUUUUUUUAAAUAAAAUUAUCUUCCAGAUUAAUGCAAUUCUAUGUUUCCUACACCAAAAUCACGAAUUUCGCCAUUGAAAAAAUGUGCAAAUCGGAUAAUCGACCGAAAUUUUUGCGUGUUUUUGAUAUUCGAGGAUGUGUCAAUGUGACUGGCGAAGUUGUGGCGAUUUUGAGGAAAUAUUUGAGGUUAGGAAGAAACUUUUGACUUUUUUCAAAAUCUAAUGUUUUACACGUGGAAUUUUCCCCAGUUUUUCUCAUAAAACCCCAAAAAAAUCACCUUUUUCCCAGCCUCGAUCAAUUAUUCAUCCAUCGAAAUAUGCUCGGUUUUUGCGAAGCUCGAAAUUCCCCGCUAUUAUCUCCACACGAUACAAAUUUCGAAAUUUUGGACGAAAUCGAUACGGGAAGUGUGGUUUUGCCGUAUUUCUUGGAACGCAUUCAACAAAUCAGAGAUCUCAAUUUCUAUUAA